CUCCAACUCCGCCGGCUGAGACCGCGAGCCACAGCGACUGCGGGGCCGGCCUGCCGGCUCUGGCCCCGGCUCCAGAGCGAGCGGCGAGCGCGCGGCGCACAGCGAGGCCGGCCGCCCGCGGAGCCCGGAAGCCCGGCGGGCCGCCGCGAUGUUCCCCAGGGAGACGACGUGGAACAUCUCGUUCGCAGGCUGCGGCUUCCUCGGUGUCUACCACAUCGGCGUGGCCUCCUGCCUCCGCGAGCACGCGUCCUUCCUGGUGGCCAACGCCACGCACAUCUACGGCGCCUCGGCCGGGGCGCUCACGGCCACGGCGCUGGUCACCGGGGCCUGCCUGGGGGAGGCUGGCGCCAACAUCAUUGAGGUGUCGAAGGAGGCCCGGAAGCGCUUCUUGGGCCCACUGCACCCUUCCUUCAACCUGGUGAAGAUCAUUCGGGGCUGCCUGCUAAAGACCCUGCCUGCUGACGGCCACGAGCGCGCCAGCGGCCGCCUGGGCAUCUCCCUGACCCGCGUCUCCGAUGGCGAGAACGUCAUUAUAACCCAGUUCAACUCCAAGGAGGAGCUCAUCCAGGCCAACGUCUGCAGCACUUUCAUCCCUGUGUACUGUGGCCUCAUUCCUCCUUCCCUCCAGGGGGUACGCUACGUGGAUGGCGGCAUCUCCGACAACCUGCCGCUCUACGAGCUCAAGAACACCAUCACAGUGUCCCCGUUCUCGGGCGAGAGUGACAUCUGCCCACAGGACAGCUCCACCAACAUCCACGAGCUGCGCGUCACCAACACCAGCAUCCAGUUCAACCUGCGCAACCUCUACCGUCUCUCCAAGGCCCUGUUCCCGCCCGAGCCCCUGGUGCUUCGAGAGAUGUGCAAGCAGGGCUACAGGGACGGCCUGCGCUUCCUGCGGCGGAACGGCCUCCUGAACCGGCCCGACCCCUUGCUGGCGCUGCCUUCCGCCCGCCCUCCUGCCCCCGAGGAUGAGGACGCACAGGAGGCCGAGGUGGCCACGGAGAGGACCGGAGUGAAGGACCACUUGCAGCCACCUGGGGAGGAUCACAUCCUCGAGCACCUACCCUCGAGGCUCAACGAGGCCCUGCUGGACGCCUGCAUGGAACCCACAGACCUGCUGACCACGCUCUCCAACAUGCUGCCCGUGCGUCUGGCCACGGCCAUGAUGGUGCCCUACACUCUGCCUCUGGAGAGCGCCGUGUCCUUUACCAUCCGCUUGCUGGAGUGGUUGCCCGACGUUCCCGAGGACAUCCGCUGGAUGAAGGAGCAGACGGGCAGCAUCUGCCAGUACCUGGUGAUGCGCGCCAAGAGGAAGCUGGGCAGCCACCUGCCCUCCAGGCUGUCAGAGCAGGCGGAGCUGCGCCGCACCCGGUCGCUGCCCUCCGUGCCGCUGUCCUGUGCCGUCUACAGCGAGGCGCUGCCCAGCUGGAUGCGCAACAGCCUGUCGCUGGGGGACGUGCUGGCGAAGUGGGAGGAGUGCCAGCGGCAGCUGCUGCUGGGCCUCUUCUGCACCAACGUGGCCUUCCCGCAGGACGCCCUGCGCAUGCGCACCCCUGCCGGCGCGGCCCUCGUGCCCCCGCAGCACCCGCCCGGCUCGCCCCCUUGCUGAGAGCCGCCCGCUCCGGCCUUCCCCGCCCCCGGUGCCGAGGGCCGGGCCCCCCAGCUUCCCUGCCCCGUGAGGCGGGGCCCUGGGGCCAGCAGAGAGAGGAGAUGGGGGUCCCUCACGCUGCCCGAGGGGGCUUUGCUGUCAACCAACCACUAACUCGCUGCACUGAGGAGGGAGGGGAGUGGAGUAGCCCUCCCCUCGCAGAGGGCCCCCUGUCUGUGCCUUAACCUCCCCUUGCAGGCCCCGCCCUGGGGCUGGGGGCUCCUGCACCUGCGGCCCCUGCCCAGCACCCACACCCGCGAGUGCAGUAUUACUGCUGAGAACUUUGCACCUGUUCCUCCCUCUACAUUUUUCUCAUUUGGCCGAAGCAUGUGUGUGAAUUAUUUAUUUUUGCCAAAGCAGAUGUAAUAAAUGCCGCUGCUCAGCCUUA
This is a messenger RNA of Aethalodelphis obliquidens (Pacific white-sided dolphin), 2036 nucleotides long. RefSeq names its product patatin like domain 2, triacylglycerol lipase (gene PNPLA2). Gene Ontology annotation, molecular function: triacylglycerol lipase activity. Lineage: Eukaryota; Metazoa; Chordata; Mammalia; Artiodactyla; Delphinidae. The coding region runs from base 149 to 1609 and encodes 486 amino acids. Gene Ontology annotation, cellular component: cytoplasm; lipid droplet; membrane. The transcript has 9 exons. The record is from RefSeq and is a predicted model, not a curated record. Gene Ontology annotation, biological process: lipid homeostasis; triglyceride catabolic process; positive regulation of triglyceride catabolic process.